Annulohypoxylon maeteangense is the source of this 3228-nucleotide messenger RNA. Its product is annotated as MIF4G-domain-containing protein. Gene Ontology annotation, cellular component: catalytic step 2 spliceosome. Gene Ontology annotation, biological process: mRNA splicing, via spliceosome. Gene Ontology annotation, molecular function: protein binding; RNA binding. Lineage: Eukaryota; Fungi; Ascomycota; Sordariomycetes; Xylariales; Hypoxylaceae. The transcript has a single exon. The coding region runs from base 167 to 2806 and encodes 879 amino acids. The record is from RefSeq and is a predicted model, not a curated record.
UGCCAAUUCAACUUUUUAUCAAUCAACUAUCUAACUUUUUCGUCUCCGAAGAUAAAUUCCAUUAGCGAAGACGCAAGAUAAUAUUUAGUUCAUGGUCGAGUAUUAAUUACCCGGUUCGUACCAUAAAACGCUAGAGCACACAGGUACUAGAUAGGGAUAGCAAAACAUGGCCGAGGUCGAGACGCGCCACCUAGGCGAACGCUCGCCAAAGGAAGUUUCUAUCCCUCGUUCUCCGCGCCGCGAUAACGAUCGCGGUCGACCUCGAGAUGGCGGCGACAAGUAUAGACCGGCACGCGAUAGAGGCCGUCGUUCACCACCUCCCCGACAGCGAUCGCCACCCCGACAGCGUACGCCGCCGAAGAUACCUACUGAGGAGGAGAAGCAGGCUGCCGCAAAGGCUGAGUAUCAGAAGCUCCUCAACAUGAGAUCGGGAGGAACAUACAUCCCUCCUGCACGUCUACGAGCGCUGCAAGCCCAGAUCACGGAUAAGACGAGCAAGGAAUACCAGCGCAUGGCCUGGGAAGCAUUGAAGAAGAGCAUCAACGGUCUUAUCAACAAGGUAAACGUCUCGAACAUCAAGCACAUCGUCCCGGAGAUGUUCCAAGAAAAUCUGGUCAGAGGCCGAGGAUUAUUUUGUAGGAGCAUCAUGAAGGCGCAAGCUGCUAGCUUGCCCUUCACGCCGGUUCUUGCGGCUAUGGCGGCUAUUGUCAACACGAAACUGCCGCAGGUUGGCGAGCUACUAGUCAAGAGAUUGGUCAUGCAAUUCAGGAAGGCAUUUAAGCGGAAUGACAAGGCGGUCUGUCUGUCCUCCACGAUGUUCAUCGCGCAUUUGGUAAAUCAGCAGGUGGUCCACGAGAUGGUGGCCGCCCAGAUCCUGAUCCUCUUGUUACAAAAACCGACCGACGACAGCGUGGAGAUUGCGGUAGGCCUGACGAAAGAGGUAGGACAACAUCUUGAAGAGAUGAGUCCUGCGAUCGCCAAUAUCGUUUUCGACCAGUUCCGGAACAUCCUGCACGAGGCGGACAUAGAUAAGCGGGUCCAAUUCAUGAUCGAAGUACUGUUCCAGGUACGAAAGGACAAAUUCAAGGACAACCCUACGAUCAAGGAGGAAUUAGACUUAAUCGAAGAAGAGGACCAGAUCACGCAUCGAGUCGAAUUAAAUGCUGACCUGGACUUGCAAGAUGGGCUUAACAUUUUUAAGUUCGACCCUGAGUGGGAGGAGAAUGAGGCGGCGUAUAAGAGUUUAAGAGCCGAAAUCUUGGGAGAAGGUAGCGAUGACGACGGCGAUGACGACGACGACGAGAGCUCCGACGAAGAAGAGGAGGAACAAAAAGCUAUAGAGAUUAAGGAUCAGUCUAAUACUGACCUGGUGAACCUGCGCAAGACUAUCUACCUAACUAUCAUGAGCAGUAUGGACCCUGAAGAGUGCGUCCACAAGCUUCUAAAGGUCAGCCUGCCUCCUGGGCAAGAGCCGGAACUGCCAUCUAUGGUGGUCGAGUGUUGCAGUCAAGAGAAGACUUAUUCCAAGUUCUUCGGCUUGAUCGGAGAACGGUUUUCCAAAAUAAACAGGGUCUGGUGCGAUCUCUUCACGCAGAGCUUUGAGAAAUACUACGAGACCAUUCACCGAUACGAGACUAAUCGACUACGAAAUAUCGCGAGAUUCUUUGGCCACCUGCUUGGGUCGGACGCUAUCGGCUGGCACGCGCUCUCUAUCAUACACCUAAACGAAGAGGAGACUACCUCCGCUAGCCGAAUCUUUAUCAAGAUCCUAUUUCAGGAAAUCUCCGAAGAGCUCGGCAUGGCAAAGUUGCAGUCUCGAAUGCGAGACGAGACGUUGCAGGAAAGCUUUACAGGCCUCUUCCCUCGCGACAACGCCCGGAACGUGCGAUUCUCGAUCAACUACUUUACUAGCAUCGGUAUGGGUGCUCUCACGGAAGAGAUGAGAGAGUACUUGGCGAACAUGCCGAAGCCGGCUCUUCCCGCACCGCCGGCCGCCGCCGCCGACGACUCAGACUCCGAUUCGGUAUCCAGCUAUUCGUCGUACACCGGCUCUUCUUAUUCGUCCCGCUCUAGAUCUAGGUCUCGAACGCCGCGAAGGGCUCUCAAUAGGGGCCGCUCGGUGUCCCGAACACCACCGCGACGUGGCCGGUCGCCGUCGUAUAGUAGAAGCCCGUCGCGCGCUCGUUCGUACUCUUACAGCUCGUCGCGGAGUCCGUCUCCGCGGAGAGCUAGUAAGCGGUACUCUGCUUCCCCAAGCCCUCCCCGCGGCCGUCGGAAUUCCAACUAUUCGCGUUAUAGAUCGGCAACUCCACGACCUGCGCGAGGAAACGCUGCUAGGCCCCACUCAUAUAGUCGCGAUCGAGGCUCCGGCCGAUCUCGUUCGUACACACCUUCACAAAGCCGCAGCCCACCAUCUCGUAAAGCAACAACUAAGCCCUCCAUAAGCCGCAGUCCACCUUCGCGCAGGGUGCCGGCAGCAAGACGAGAUUCUCGUUCGGCCAGUCCACCUCUCCAUCGGCAGCGCCGCGGCUCAAGCUAUUCCCGGUCCCGAUCCCCACCCACGCAACGGGGUCGUCCUUCGCGAAAGUCGCUCUCUCCACUGCCCGUAAGGCGGCGUAGGAAAACGAGCUCCGUCAGCACCGCGCCUCGCAAGAGACCCCGAUACGAUAGCCGAUCUCCUAGCCCGGAUGGCGCGAAGAGGAGACGGUACAGCUCAAGCUCAAGCUCAAGCCGGAGCAGGUCGAGGUCGCCGUUGCCGCCACGCGCGAGAAGAGAUACGAGGGAUAGAGGCCGAGAUAGGGAUUAGGAAUCUUAUCUACCUAGAAACAUGGAUAAGGGUAGAAGUUUGCAAGGCAGAAUGAGGUCUGGAUCUAGGCCAAGGAGUUGCGAGUUUAACGGGUAGCAAAAGGAAAUCUCAUCCUAGGGGGAGGACUCGGUUCGAAUACGAGAGCUGUUAUCGAAGCUCAUCUCGUAGAAGACAUUCCUCUUCCUGUAGCCGUUGUAGUCCGAGCCCGUCCUGCGGUAGAGAAAACAGGCGUAGUUCUUCCUGCGAUCCCGAGAUGUAGACCCACCGCGCCGAUCUGACCCAACAAGACUCCGUCGGGAUAACGAACUAUUAGAUAUGGUUAUUAAUAGGGAUAGUCAAGAAUCCACGGAUCGGUUAUCUAGAUUGCCACCCAGACCAUUCUUAAGUGUUCUUUUUUAAGUCGUCGCAUCCGAAAUAGGCCG